AUGGCCAACAAGGAUGUGGUGAUGGGCAUCACCUUCUUAUCACAGACUGUAGUUGGAUUUCUAGGGAAUUCCUCUCUGCUUUACCAUUAUCUGCUCUUAUACUUCACCACAAACAGGAUAAAGUUCACAGAUUUUAUUCUUAAGCACCUGAUGGUAGCCAACAUCUUAACCCUCCUCUGUAAAGGAGUUCCCAGUACUAUGGCAGCUUUGGGGUUGAAAGAUUUCCUCGGUGAUGUCGGAUGCAAACUUCUUUUCUAUCUUCACAGAGUGGGCAGGGGAGUGUCCUUUGGCAGCACCUGCCUGUUGAGUAUCUUCCAGGCCAUCACCAUCAGCCCCAGGAACUCCAGGUUGGCGGAGCUUAAAGUAAAAGCUCCCAAGUACAUUGGUUUCUCCAUUUACCUGAGCUGGAUUCUGUACAUGCUUGUAAAUAUCAUCUUUCUUAUGCACAUAACUGGAAAACGGAGCAACAAAACCAUCACAAGUCAUAAAGAUUUGGGAUACUGUUCUUCCAUCCGUCAUGACAAAACUGCAGACACACUAUAUGCGGUGUUGCUGUCAUUUCCUGACAUGCUCUGCCUGGGACUCAUGAUCUGUGGCAGUGGCUUCAUGGUUUUGGUCUUGUACAGGCACAAGCAGCAGGUGCGACAAAUUCAUAGGAGCAAUGUAUCCUUAGGCUGCACCCCGGAGUCCAGAGCUACUAAAACCGUCCUUCUCUUGAUGAGUGCCUUUGGCUGUUUUUACGCACUUGCCUGCAUUUUUCAAGUAUGUAACACUCUGUUGAUCAAUCCCAACUGGUUCCAGGUGAACAUCACAUCAGUAAUCAGUAUGUGUUUUCCAACUGUCAGCCCCUUUCUGCUCAUGAGUCGUGACUUCGAUGUAUCUAGACUCUGCUUUUCUUGGAUGAGAAAUAGGAAAACCCCUAAUUUUUUGAGAAACAUGUAA
Messenger RNA from Carlito syrichta (Philippine tarsier), 942 nucleotides. Its product is annotated as vomeronasal type-1 receptor 4-like. The transcript has a single exon. The record is from RefSeq and is a predicted model, not a curated record. NCBI's taxonomy places the organism in Eukaryota, Metazoa, Chordata, Mammalia, Primates, Tarsiidae. The coding region runs from base 1 to 942 and encodes 313 amino acids. Gene Ontology annotation, biological process: G protein-coupled receptor signaling pathway. Gene Ontology annotation, cellular component: membrane. Gene Ontology annotation, molecular function: pheromone receptor activity.